Molecule: messenger RNA, 980 nt
Organism: Rhodamnia argentea
Lineage: Eukaryota; Viridiplantae; Streptophyta; Magnoliopsida; Myrtales; Myrtaceae
Product: oil body-associated protein 1A-like
Exons: 3
Coding region: 42-746 (234 amino acids)
Source: RefSeq, a predicted model, not a curated record
AUUCGAAGUGGUUGCUAGAGAUAAGGCUUGAGAGGUGAAGUAUGGCGACGACUCAUCCUGACGUCCCCGGCGAGCCCACCCAGACCGGCACUGCGCUGCUCGAAACCGCCACCUCCGCCAUCCAAGGCUUCGGCCCCAUCAACAAGAUCCACCAACACCUCUGCGCGUUCCAUUUCUACGCGCAAGACAUGACGCGGCAGGUGGAGGCCCACCACUUCUGCGGCCACCAGAACGAGGAGAUGCGUCAGUGCCUCAUCUACGACAGCCCCGGCGCUGACGCCCGGCUCAUUGGCCUUGAGUACAUCGUUUCCGAGAAUCUCUUCCUCACCUUGCCCGACGAGGAGAAGCUGCUUUGGCACAGCCACGAGUACGAGGUGAAGGGCGGGUACCUCUUCAUGCCAGGCGUCCCGGGCCCAAUAGAGCGGCAGGACCUCGACAAGGUGUGCAAGACCUACGGCAAGACCAUCCACUUCUGGCAGGUCGACCGCGGGGACAACCUCCCGCUGGGCCUGCCCCAGAUCAUGAUGGCCCUCACCAGGGACGGGCAGCUCAAGGAGGAACUCGCCCGAGACGUUGAGAAGCAAUUCGGGGUGUCGUUCCAGAAGGAGAGGGAGAACCGGGCGUACAUGAAGGGGCCUGAGCACGGGAUCCACCCGGUUGCAAACGCGGCGGGGAAGGGGCUGGAGACGGAGCUGAGGGAGGUGGAAUGCAAGCCCGUCGAGUCCUUGCCCAGAGUCUUCGUUUGAAGGAGGGUUGUCUGCGUUCCGUCCCGGACAAAUUCACAAUCGGUUGUGGUCGAAUCGUGUUGUAAAUAGCGUAUGCUGUGGGCUCGUUUUUUUUCUUUUCAUGUCAAGAAUUGCCGCGGUUGUUUGCAGAGAAAUCCUAGGAAAACGCAAGAAACUUAACAUAGGUACGCACCGUUUGCUGUAAUGUCAUCGUCGCUUGAACUAGAAGCAAUCUGGUUUUGCUGCUUCUUCCCA